Messenger RNA from Ixodes scapularis (black-legged tick), 1483 nucleotides. RefSeq names its product monocarboxylate transporter 3. The record is from RefSeq and is a predicted model, not a curated record. Gene Ontology annotation, molecular function: monocarboxylic acid transmembrane transporter activity. The coding region runs from base 1 to 1320 and encodes 439 amino acids. The transcript is spliced from 4 exons. NCBI's taxonomy places the organism in Eukaryota, Metazoa, Arthropoda, Arachnida, Ixodida, Ixodidae. Gene Ontology annotation, biological process: transmembrane transport.
AUGACGAAAAACAGAGUGGACGGCAGCUGGCACGUGGCACUCAUAACUUUCCUAACUGUGCUCGUCACGACGGUGGCCCUAAAAAAUUCUGGAUUCAUCUACGUUGGCUUCAUGCAAGAGUUCGGGAUUGACCGAGAAUCUGCCUCAUGGCCGUCGAGUGCCCUUGGCGCAGCCAUUCAUGGUGGAGGGGUUUUCGUUGGACUUACCCAGCGGUGGUUCUGCGUUUACCAAAUGGGCCUCCUCGGGAGCGUAUUGGUUUGGGCCGGCAUGAUUGCUUCAUCUUUUGCACCGAACAUUACCUGGGCUACUUUAACGUUUGCUUUACAUGGAUUUGGAGUUGGAAUGGUCAGCAUCACACUUGGUAUGGCAUUGCUUCACUACUUCAGCAAGUACAGGGGCACGGCAAGCGGCAUCAUGUUCUCGGGGGAAACCACCUGUGCUCUCGUGUUUCCCGAGGUGCUCCUGCUGAUACGGGACACCUACAACUUUCGCAGCGUGUUUUUAAUCUACGGAGCGAUAGCAUUAAACACUACCGCUUUGUGCGUUCUUCUCAAGCGACCUCCCUGGAUAAACCGGAACGGAACCUACAAAACAAUCCUACCGCCCGAAAAUCAUGCUCAACCCACGUGCGAGAUGCCCUUAAAGUCGGGUAUAGAGGACGUCUUAAAAACCACAAGGAACGGCGAGAAACCGACAAACGCCUGGCACGUGUUCAAGCUGUUUAGGCAACCCGCUUUCUACCUUGUGUGUGCCGUCGCAGUGACAGUUCAUUACUCUCAAAUAAUGUACCUGACGAGCAUAGUUGACUUUGCAAUAGACAGGGGCGCAUCUCUCGAGCAGGCCUCAACUAUCAUAAUGUAUCUGAGUCCCGCUGACUUCUGCGGUCGCAUUAUUUUGCCACUUUUAGCCGACAAAGGCUACCUGCCUCCUAACGCGCUCGUUGUGUUGUGCUACCUUUUGGUGGGUAUUGCUAUGGUUGCAUUGCCCCAAGUGUACUCGUUCGGGUCCAUGCUGCUUUUGUGUGCCUUCAUCGAAAUAGGAAUCGGCUGUGUUCUCACCAUGAAGAUGUUACUGAUUGCGAACUACAUUGAUCAAGAACUCUACGCCGCCUCGUACGGGUUCACUGGACUGGUGAUCCUUCCAGUGUUUCUUUGCAACCCUUUGAUACUCGGUUUCUUCCGGGAUUACCUGGGAGCAUACGACGACCUGUACAGAGUCAUGGGGGCAAUUAGUCUUCUUAUGGCCAUACUGUUUUCUUGUCUUACGUGGAAAGAAAUACGCACCCGUCAAAGAGUUAGUGUAAGAAGGAUUGGAGAUUGAUUUCGAGUUAAAUUUGCAAACCUAGUGCCAACAAAUUUUGGUUCUGGUCUUAGUGUUGUGAUUAUUUGACUGCCAAGUUGAGAGAGUAAUCUGAAGAUUCAAGUUUUCUUUUGUUUUUGUUUUCCAAAAUGAUAUGAACUGAAUAAAACAUAUAAUUUACAUA